Molecule: messenger RNA, 765 nt
Organism: Leptosia nina
Lineage: Eukaryota; Metazoa; Arthropoda; Insecta; Lepidoptera; Pieridae
Source: the annotation of a GenBank genome assembly
AUGGUAAUAUCCCUCGUAGCACUUAAGUCUCUAUGCGGUCCAGCUACUGUGGUCACAAGUGGCACGAGAUGUAGUAUCGCCGGCCAAAGCAUAGGAGUGUACAACACUGCGAACCUUGGAAACGUCAUAGCAGCAAAUGCAGUUGCAAAUACAGCAGCAGCGGCCGAUGCAGCCGCAUUAGCUGGGAACAGCAUGGCAUACGCCAACGCAUACCCCGCAUAUGCAAAUGCAUACAGCAACGGAUACGCACCGAGCUGUUACGGGAACGCAUAUGCUAGCCCCGUAGUCAUGGAGGAAGUUCCAGUUGGAAUUGGUAUUCCUGGACUCACUUACGGUUUGACAUUAGCUGACCUCGCUGCGUCGAAUGGUGGGGGCUUACGUGUGAUUAGCUCAUCCCCUAUCGCCCCCACUGGAAUUACAGUUCAGUCUGACAAUAUGGCUGUUGAGGGUCCGUUGGCUGUGUCUGGGCAGCUGCCGUUUCUUGGAGUUGUCGCCUUGGAAGGUCCCCUACCAGCCGCUGGUCAAGGUGCAGUCGCUUAUGGCUGUGGAAACGGCAAUGUGGGUAUCACCAACGAAGGGAUUAACGAUGCAGCGUAUGCGAAUGCCAAUGCUAAUGCUAAUGCAUAUGCGAAUGCUAACGCAUAUGCGAAUGCCAACGCAUAUGCGAAUGCUAACGCAUACGCGAAAGCCAAUGCGUAUGCUAACACGAACGCAUAUGCCAACGGGUAUCCUUACCCGGCUGGAGCGAAUGCGCCAAUUUAUUAG